AUGGUUCUUUCCUUCAUCCUCGUCCAGAAUCGCCAGGGCAAAACGCGAUUGGCGAAGUGGUAUGCGCCGUACAGUGAUGAGGAAAAGGUCAAACUGAAGGGCGAGGUACAUCGUCUGGUUGCGCCCCGAGAUCAAAAGUAUCAAUCCAACUUUGUCGAGUUCCGCCGCAGCACCAAGGUCGUGUAUCGCCGAUACGCCGGGUUAUUCUUCUGCGUCUGUGUGGACGCCAACGACAAUGAGUUGGCUUACUUGGAAGCUAUUCAUUUCUUUGUGGAGGUGUUGGAUCAGUUCUUUGGGAAUGUCUGCGAGUUGGAUCUGGUUUUUAACUUUUACAAGGUCUACGCCAUCCUCGACGAGGUCUUUCUUGCCGGUGAAAUACAGGAAACAAGCAAGCAGGUCGUUUUGACGCGGCUGGAGCAUUUGGAUAAGCUGGAGUGA
Molecule: messenger RNA, 438 nt
Organism: Penicillium oxalicum
Lineage: Eukaryota; Fungi; Ascomycota; Eurotiomycetes; Eurotiales; Aspergillaceae
Product: AP-2 complex subunit sigma
Exons: 5
Coding region: 1-438 (145 amino acids)
Biological process (GO): clathrin-dependent endocytosis; protein transport
Cellular component (GO): AP-2 adaptor complex; intracellular membrane-bounded organelle
Molecular function (GO): clathrin-cargo adaptor activity
Source: RefSeq, a predicted model, not a curated record